ACUUUGUAUACUUAUUGUAUAAUUAAUAUAACCUUUGUAUACUUAAUGUACUCUUUUUACUAUUUGUACAGUUUUGCUAUAAGAUUGUUGAUGAUAAGGAAGAUGUCGAUGUGGAUGGUUUACAAGUUGAUAAUGAUGUUUUUGAAAAGGAAGCAAGUAAGGAAAAUCUUGAAGAUGAAAUUAGUAAAGAUGAUAAGAAAAUGGCUAAAGGUGCACCCCCGAGCAAGGUCCGACUGUUUAAUGAGACUCACAUGACUAGAGUCGAUGAUGGAUUGAGGCAUUAUGUGGAUGAUCGCGCUAGUCAAGUUAGGGAAAGCCUUGAGGAGCACCUAACAGAGGUGUCUCGUGAUGAAGACGGUAAUUCUGUGCCACUAUCCCAAGAGGAGAAGAGAAUUUUUUUAGAGACAGUUCAUGCAUCCUCACAUAGCAGAUAUAUAUAUUGGACAAGGAAGAAUAAGACGUCUUCAUAUCACUUUGAUGCCUCAACCUCCACAACUACCACUAGUGGGAUUAACGAGUAGCGGUUUCGAUAAUUUGAAAACAUUACCAUUCAGUUGGCGAGUUAGUUGCAGGACAGAGAUAAGCAGAUUCAGAUACUGGAGACCACCGUGCGCUAGUUGGCUCAGGGAUGACCUAGAGCAUUCAACCGUAUGUCUCCUACUCCUCUACUCAAUCCACCUGGCGAUGACUCGCAGCAAGAUCUACCUUCUAGCGAGUCGUGAGUUUAUUAGUAUUUUUUUUCCUAUUUCUAUGACUCUUUGACUAUACAUCGAUUUUGUAA
Molecule: messenger RNA, 781 nt
Organism: Ricinus communis (castor bean)
Lineage: Eukaryota; Viridiplantae; Streptophyta; Magnoliopsida; Malpighiales; Euphorbiaceae
Exons: 3
Coding region: 201-521 (106 amino acids)
Source: RefSeq, a predicted model, not a curated record